GCGUCAGCCAGACAUGACUCGGCCAGAGCCAUGGAUUUCUGGUCGCGCUUGUUAAGCCCCCUCUCCUCCGGGAGCUCUCGUCAGGACCAGGCAAAGGACCCUGCCAAGCGUCUUCAUCGCUUCGAGAAGGAGUACGCAGGCUUGUUGUCCAUCUGGCGCAAAUCCACCAACCUGUCCCAGGACAUUGACGCCGCCGAGACCGUCGAGAUCAGGCUCCAGGAGCUCACCAACAUCCUCAGCGACGAGAGCCGCCGCCCGCUGCCGCACCCCUGCAUCCAGUAUGCCUCCAUCAAGCAGAUAUACGUGCCCAUCGGCAAGAUUGCCACCUCGUCGUACAACGAAUGGAUCAUCAAGGAGGCCGUCCUCUUCUUCGCGACCCUCAUCGAGAGCGAGGAGGAGGCCUUUGUCGAGAACCACACCUUUUCCGCCAGCUUGACCAACCUGCUGGUGCGCAUCACCGGCGUCAACAGCGCGCGCCUCGGGCUGGAUACCGAGUCGCGCGUUGUCGAGCUGGCCUUCAACAUCACCACCAAGAUCCGCCUCGACCCCGACAUCCUCCCGGCCUGGUUCAAGACGCAGCAGGACGUCAACCGGCCGAGCGACCGGGCGGCGAGUGUUCGUGACAAGUUCGCUGGCCGAACUAAGAGGGCCGACUUUCCCCUCUUCUACAUCCUGAUGGACUACAUCCACCACGAGGGCAAGGUGGGCGACUUUGCGCGCACAGGCUUGCUGUACAUCAUCGAGGCCGCCUCGAGCUCCGAGUCUCUGGAGCAGUGGAUCGUCGAGAGCGACCUGUCGACGCUCAUGGCCACCGGGCUGGGAGCCCUGUACAGCCAGCUCAGUCGCAAGCUCGUCAUUGAUCAUUUGCCCAAUAACCUGCCGCCCAUCCUCGCGCUCUCCGACUAUGAACACCCCACCUCCAACUACGAAAUCGUGAGCUCCUGCUCGGCCGAGUUCCAGUCCCACCUCGAGACGUUCUUAUCGCACCUUUUGUUUUGGCAGGAUGUCUUGAACCACUGCAAGUCAGUCGAGGUCAAGUCGACGCUCCUCGAGCACUUUCAGGUGAUUUUCUUACAGCAGCUCUUAUACCCAUCAUUGCUAGAGUCUUCCGAUAUAGACGGAGGCUCGUCCGUGGCCGUCCUGACCUACCUCCGCCGCAUCAUCGAAUCCCUCGACCACCCCGACAUGAUCAACCUCAUUCUUCACUACCUCCUGGCCUUGCCCGAUGCCGUCAUCUCCAACAGCCCCCCUUCAGAGACGGCAAUAAGCGCCGCCCGGCAGCGCAAGUCCAUGGACCUCGCUACCAUGAUGGCGGAGAAACCUGACACGACGGCGACUCCGCUGCUCUUCAACCUGGUUGAUCUGAUUCUGGCCUGUCUCAGGUCGCGCAACCAGCAAACCAUCUACGUCACCCUUCAGCUGGUUUCAGCAAUCGUCAAGAGGCACCAUCGUUACGCAGUCCUCACCCUCCUCCGGACCGACUCGUUCCCGAGCAAUAACAUCAACCGGACGGUGGGCGCCCACGAGCAAGAGAUUGAGUACCUGAUGGCUCUGGCGGAGACCAUUGGCGGUCGAGACGACUUUAACGAGACGUACGAGAGCAUCCUGAAAGAUACCAUGGCCCGGCUCGAGAGCCACCCGUGCUCCCUCAGGCUCGUCGCCCCCAGGCUGUCUCAGCAUAAUCACAAGCUGCCCACCAUCCCAGACAGUCUGCCGGGUGCGCCCAAGGACGUGCGGGAACACACGCUUCGCCACGACGAUCUCUUGCUCAACGCCAUCCUCGACCUGAUGGAGAACUUCUUCAUGAACCCAGUGGAGACGAACUUGUCGGUUACUGAGACCAUUGUUGACAUGGCAAUCUGCGGCUACAUGAGCAUCGAGGGCUGGCUGGCCCGGAACCCCAAGAGCUACGUCUACGCUGAGGACGAGCAGCAGCAAAAAUCGGACGAAAACAAGGGAACCAAACCGCAGCAAGAGGAGGGUGAGGGCGAGGAAGCGACGGAGACGGGGACACAGACGGGAGCAGACGCCGAGGCGGAAACCGGCAAUCGGUCGCUGGCCGACGAGCUCAACUCGCAGGACGACGACCAUUCGGAGGGCGGCUUCUCUACAUUUUCCGACGACACGGAGGCGGACCGGCUGGAAUCGAUGGAAAAGUGCAGGCGUCGGCCCAAAUGGACGCAGGAAUCCUUGCCGCGAAUCCUCGUCGUGCUCAAGCGCCUCUGCGACCAAGUCGAGGCCUUCAAGCAGACAGUGCCUCGGUUUGACGAGCUUCUCCAACAGCGACGUGAGGCCUUCCAGACUGCGGACUCGAUUCUGGACAAUCCCCCGGCCCCCGUUCAGCAACGGACGCCGGAACGGCCCAGCUCCAGCCUCGAUGAGAUGAUCCGGUCCGUGUCUCCGUCGCGUCCGACUGGCCUCGAGGGCUUCGCUCAGCGGCUGCUUUCUGAGCUUGGGACCCCAAGUCGCUCCAUGACACCCAGAGGACGCAAGAAUAGCACUCGGGCGUCUGGGUCGUCGACACCAGGCUACAACGUGUCGGAUCUCCUCUCUCCUAGCCCCAUGCCCGACACGUCCAAACCGCUGCCCGACCCCAACAAGAAUGCUCUAAGCCGAAAUCUGUCGCCCGCAAGUGCUCAGUCGGAGGCCGGCAGACAGUACCGAGGCAGUAGGCAAGGCUCCGUGGUAGCCCAGCCGGCCGACUUUGCAGCCGUGGACCAAAGCAUCCUGGCCCGGCGGGUAGCCCUACCGACCGAGCCGGCCAAGCCAAUCCCGGUGGACGCGGAGAGUAAGCGGCAGGAUGCUCCCGAGCCGUUAGCAGACGAGCUGGCCAGCCUGGACGGGUACGACAGCAGCGCGGACCGAAGCGAGGUCGCGACCGAGCCGACCGUGGUGACGGAGACGACGGACAAUGCCGAGCCGACGAGCCCGACGCAGCAGGAGAACAUGGUGUCGGUGUCGCACGUCAUUACCAAUGUGCUGAUAUUCCAGGCGUUUUUAAUGGAGCUGGCCAGCUUGAUGCAAGUCAGGGCGGGCCUGUUCAACGAGGUGCGCUUUGUUUGAGAAGUUGUUCAAUGAUACCUGGUGUCUGGGUAGGAGCAUUGCAUACUAUACCUUGGCUCUACUGUAUUAGCUAC
This is a messenger RNA of Trichoderma citrinoviride, 3137 nucleotides long. RefSeq lists its product as hypothetical. The transcript has 6 exons. Bases 31 to 3063 code for a protein of 1010 amino acids. The record is from RefSeq and is a predicted model, not a curated record. Lineage: Eukaryota; Fungi; Ascomycota; Sordariomycetes; Hypocreales; Hypocreaceae.